AUUUCUACUGUCUAGACCGAGAAAUGGACCCUGGUGCGAGCAGAACCAUGGAGGUGGCGGCACUUGGUCGACCUUUCAGCCUCGGGAUGCUGUACGACUGCCGCCAAGACUCAAUCGUCCCUGGAAUGACACUGUGGGACCGUGACGACCUGGAAAAUGAUACAAGAGAAAGAACAAAACCCAACACUGAAUUUGAGAUAGUUGCAUCUGAAUCAAUUGAGGACAAAUCUUCAGCACUAAAGGUCGAGGCCUCUCUGAAGGCAAGUUUCCUGUGUGGACUGGUUGAGGUGGAAGGAUCAGCCAAAUACCUGAAUGAUCAUAAGACAACCAAAAAUCAGGCCAGAGUUACUCUGAUGUACAAAACUACCACAAAGUUCCAGGAACUGUCAAUGAAUCAUCUUGGAAGAGGCAACGUGAAGCAUCCGUAUGUUUUUGAUAAAGGAAUAGCAACGCAUGUCGUCACAGGUAUUCUUUACGGGGCACAGGCCUUCUUUGUCUUUGACCGUGAGGUGUCUAAAAAUGAAGAUCAUCAAGACAUUGAAGGUAAUUUGAAAGUGAUGAUCAAGAAGAUCCCGAGCUUUGCUAUAGAGGGUGAAGGUUCCCUGAAAAUGGAAGAAAAGGACAAAGCAAAUGUUGAGAAAUUCUCUUGCAGAUUCCAUGGAGACUUUUCUCUUGAGAAAAAUCCUGUGUCCUUUCAGGAUGCAGUAGAAGUCUACCAAAGCCUGCCGAAGUUACUGGGAGCCAGUGGAGAAAAUGCGGUACCAGUGAAAGUCUGGCUGUUGCCACUGACAAGUUUAGAUUCUUCUGCUGCUCGGCUUGUCCGUCAGAUUAGUAUAGGGUUAGUUCAGGAAGCACAGAGAGUCCUGGAGGACUUCAGUGAGCUGGAAAUGAGGUGCAAUGAUGCAAUGAGAACAACAACUGCACAGCAGUUCCCACAAAUCUGCAAAAAGCUCAAAAGUUUUAAAGAAAUGUGCUCUGAGUUCAAGCUGGAAUUCCAACGAACCUUAUCAAAGAAACUUCCAUCAAUCCGGGGAGGAGGUGAAGAGGAAUCUGUGCUCGCAGAGAUCCUGAACAGGAGACAUUCUUCUCCUUUCAGCAGCAAAAACCUGAACGAGUGGAUGGACUGUAAAGAGAGAGAAAUCUGUGUUUUAAAAUCUUUCACCAACAUGAUGAAAAACACAAAGAUCGUCCCACAUCAGAGCCGUCUUCAUGAGGAGGUUCUCAGUGCAGAGCAUGCUGUGUGUUUUGUUUUCACCUCACUGGGAAGUGCUGAGCCGUACCUCUCUGCUUUAUCAGACUACUUGAAAGGAACAACCAAACCAGGCGACCCUCAAGAUCUACAUACGUAUGAUGUAGAGAAGGAACAGUGGUACCUUUCAAACAAAGUACCUGAUACAAUGAGGAGAAAAGCAAAGCUCUUCAGGGAUUUUGCUGAGGCCAACAAGGAGAACAAGAACAUUAAGUUCCUGACAGUGGGUUUGACAAAUGAGACACAGAAAGGUUCAAGCAUCUACCUUUAUAAAGACGGCUGCUCUGUCAGUGAAGACUUUGAGCCGCCUUCAAAGCCUGAAGCUGUGACAGUCAGUGACAUAAACCACAACAGUGUGACACUGAAGAUUUCUCCACCCACAUCUGGAGCAGAGGACGUCGCCUCCUACUCUGUUGAGUACUGUGUCAGUGGAGAUGAUGGAUGGCUGCCAAAGACGGUAUCAAAAGCUGAGGAAGUCACAGUGAGCGAUCUGAGACCUAACACAGGGUAUGUGUUCAGGUGCAGGGCAGUGACCUCAGUAGGUGUUGGGCCAGCCACAGAAGUCAGCGGGUCCAUUAAAACACGGCCUUGCAGCCCUCCUGGAAAACCUCAAGUUGAACCAAACUCCAGUGAGAUUUCAGUGAGCUGGCAGAAACCUGCUGAGCUUGGAGAAGGUGUCCAGAUUUUGAGCUUCAUCGUGGAGUACGCCCAAACACACAGUGGGGUGGAAGUGGAAGAUCUCCAAUGGAAACAAACAAUGUCUAGAGCUGAGAAAGUGAUCAUCUCAGAGCUUCAGUCAGCGACAGAAUAUAUUGUCAGGGUCAGAUGUGAUUGUGGUGUAGAUGGCAGAAGCAAAGGAAGCAUCACGGUUAAUGUCUGCACAACAAAACGUGAAUUUGCUCGCCUUGCAGAAUUCCUGAAACAUACCAGCGCGAGUAUAAAUUCUGGAUCCCCCUCAGUUUACAAACUGCCCCUGACAGAGGAGGAUUUGGACAUAGAUGGAUGUCGGAGGUAUAACUUUGGCAAAGAAACAAUGAGGCAGAAUCGCACCGUUAUGCUUCUUGGAGCAACCGGAUCAGGAAAGUCCACUCUGAUCAAUGGAAUGAUCAAUUACGUUGUUGGUGUAGAGUGGAAGGACAAUUUCAGAUUUAAAUUAAUUGUUGAGGAUGAGUCAAGGUCACAAGCUGAAAGCCAGACCUCUGAAGUCACUGUGUACAAAAUCAACCACGAGGAUGGUUUUAAAAUCCCCUUCUCCCUGACCGUUGUGGACACACCAGGUUUUGGGGAUACGAGAGGAGUAGGAAGAGACAAAGAGAUCACAGAACAAAUCCGGAGGCUUUUCACCUCAGCUGACGGAGUCAGCGAGAUUGACGCAGUGUGUUUCGUUACUCAGGCCUCUCUUGCACGGCUAACAGCAACACAACGAUAUGUGUUUGACUCUGUGCUCUCCAUUUUUGGCAAAGAUGUGGCAGAGAACAUCGAGAUACUGGUGACCUUUGCAGAUGGCAAGCAGCCACCGGUUCUUGAGGCAAUAAACGUCUCUGGAGUACCAUGUCCAAAAAAUGACUUAGGGCUUCCAGUUCACUUCAAAUUCAACAACUCUGCAUUGUUUGCAGACAACAGGUGCAUCAGUGACACGGCCUGUGAUGAAGAUUCGGAUGAUGAUGAUAACUUUGAUGAAAUGUUCUGGAACAUGGGAGCCAAAAGUAUGGAGAAGUUCUUCACUGCUUUGGGCAAGACGACAACCAAAAGCUUGCUAAUGACCCAAGAGGUUCUAAAAGAACGAAAGCAGCUUGAAACAGCCAUCGAAGGUCUGCAGCCACAGCUUCGAGUCGGAUUAGCAAAACUUGAAGAAAUUAAGAAAACAAAAGAAAAGAUCAAAGAACACGAAACAGUCAUGACGUCAAAUGAAAACUUUGAGAUUGAGGUAGAUGUUAUUAAGCCAGUCAAAAAACAGCUCACAAAGAAAGGAGAGUACAUCACCAACUGCCAGAAAUGUUCAAUAACAUGCCACUACCCCUGCGCAAUAGCAGAUGAUGCUGAAAAAGCUGGCUGUGCAGCAAUGGAUAGGACAGGGAUGUGCACCGUCUGCCCUGGAAAAUGCAUCUGGAGUGUGCAUUUCAACCAGACAUACAGUUGGGAGUAUGUUAAAGUGAAAGAGAAACAGACACUGAAAGAAUUAAAAGACAAGUAUGAAAAGGCAACAAAGGAAAAAAUGACAACGCAGGAACUGAUUGAGAGGAAGGAGGAAGAGAUCUGUCACCUUCAGGACAUGAUCGUGUCCCUCCUGGAUCAGACGUCGGACUGCAUAACUCGCCUGCAAGAGAUCGCCCUGAGGCCUAACCCUCUGACCACACCAGAAUACAUUGACAUGCUGAUACAAGGAGAAAAGUCGGAGGCCAAAGAGGGUUACCAGGUUCGAGUCCAGUCUCUGGAGGCUCUGAAGGAAAAGGCAGAAGUCAUCUCCAAGGUCGCCAAAAGACGUCGACUUACGAAAACAGAGGAAGAACUGUCUGAAGAAAGACAGGAGAGGAAGGAAAAGAAAACUUUAUUUAAGAGAUUUAUAAAUUACCUUGGAUUUUAGGCUGUAAGAACAAAUAUUACGUAUUGCUGCACUAGCAGCUGCCACAAUGAAGAUGAAUGAUCACAUUUAAAAUGCAGCUAAGCCAUGCUAAUCUUAGCAUUUUAAUAACCUCGCCAUUAACAAGGUAAAUGUUAGCAUCUACAUGUUUAUCAUAACAUGAUGAUUUGUAUGGAAGCACGCUACGGCUGAUGUGAACAUGCUAGUUUUCCAGUCCUAUAACAAAUAACGUGUUAGACACUUCAGUCAAGAACGACAAAGUCUGAUUCACGCUUUUGGGAUCAUGAAUGUAUCAACCGUGUUUUUUCAAAGGGCCACAGCCACACAUGGUGAAAUAUGAGCUGAGUAUUGUCUUAAAUACAGUAAAUACUUCUUAUCUAUAUUUGUCGUUAAAUGCCAGCAGGAGCUUUGGUGCCAUUAAUUGCUGCCGUGCAGAUGUUUGGAGGAAAAUAAUACGUUUAGUUUCUGAAGCUAUUUAGUACUGACAUACUACUGUACUCGAUUAAUAAUAAGUCCAUUAUACUUAACAAGCUUUGAGACAUAUUUUUAGUGAGGCUUCUGUUUGUGGUUCUUUCAGGAUCUAAUAAGAUCAGUUGUUGUAAAUGGAAUAAAAUGUUUUUUCGUGGUUUGUUGUAGGUUUCAGAGAUGCACGAUGAGAUGACAUGAGAUAAAAAAGCAUCAUAAUAAACUGAUUUUGCUGAA
Molecule: messenger RNA, 4532 nt
Organism: Toxotes jaculatrix (banded archerfish)
Lineage: Eukaryota; Metazoa; Chordata; Actinopteri; Toxotidae
Exons: 3
Coding region: 24-3833 (1269 amino acids)
Molecular function (GO): GTP binding; protein binding
Source: RefSeq, a predicted model, not a curated record